This is a messenger RNA of Nymphaea colorata (pocket water lily), 3251 nucleotides long. RefSeq names its product protein NLP3-like. NCBI's taxonomy places the organism in Eukaryota, Viridiplantae, Streptophyta, Magnoliopsida, Nymphaeales, Nymphaeaceae. The record is from RefSeq and is a predicted model, not a curated record. The transcript is spliced from 4 exons. Gene Ontology annotation, molecular function: protein binding; DNA-binding transcription factor activity. The coding region runs from base 255 to 2912 and encodes 885 amino acids.
AAGAGACAGAGAAAUAAUGUGGUAAUGGUUGGGGAGCGAUUGUUCGGAAUCUUGCUGACUUCCAUCACCUGUAACUCUUCCACGCAUGAACCCAACAGCAAAGUCCAUAGUAUGCAAAAUAUAUUAAUUAUAAGCAGGAGCAUUGGCUCAGCCAGAUUCUGGAGUCAUCCUCCCGUUUGCCUUCUGAUACCUGUUGGCCUUCCGAAUCUCGAAAAAGGUGCCUAGCGAGGGAUGAGUCUCCCCACGAGCAAUUGAUGGAUUUCGAUCUGGAGGCCUUCGAACUCAAUUGGGUUAACGACUUGAUCAGCGAAGACACCGGUGGGGAUGGCAACGGCAAGCACAAGGCCGAGGAGCGGCCUCCUUCAUGUGAGCUCUUCUCCGACCAUCAUCCGCCGGAUUCCAAUGAUGCUGCGGCGACGGCGGCGGCGGCGGCGGCAGCACCAUCAUCAUCCCUCAACUGGCUGGCUAUCAGAACCCUCAAUUCCAUGGAGGAGAGGUCGAGGAUUAUCAAGCAGAGGCUCAGCCAGGCCUUGCGUUACUACGUUAAGCAGUCGACCGAACACCAUGCGCUGGUUCAGGUCUGGGUUCCGGUCAAGAGCGGCGGUCGCUAUCUCCUCACCACCUCCGGCCAGCCCUUUGUUCUCGGUCCCCGCAGUCCAAGCCUCUCUAGUUACCGAAUUGUCUCCGUCUCUUACUUCUUCUCCACCACCGAUGAGGACUGCACAGAGGAUUACGUUCUUGGGCUCCCCGGCCGGGUUUUCCGGCGGAAGAUGCCGGAAUGGACGCCCAAUGUUCAGUACUACAGCAGCGAGGAGUACCCCAGAUUGUCCCACGCCUUGCACUAUGACGUUCGCGGGUCGCUGGCGCUGCCGGUGUUCGAAUCCUGGGGCCGAUCGUGCGUGGCCGUCAUCGAGAUCAUCAUGACUUCUAUGAAGAUCAAUUACGCUCCAGAUGUUGAUAGAGUUUGUAAAGCGCUCGAGGCAGUAAAUCUAAAAAGUUCAGAGGUUUUGGAUCAUCCACAAUUGCAGAUAUGCAAUGAAGGUCGUCAAGCUGCUUUAGCUGAAAUUUUGGAGAUAAUAACAGUUGUUUGUGAGAUGCACAGGUUGCCACUAGCUCAGACAUGGGUUCCUUGCACGCAACAUAGCGCUAUUGUAGAUAGUGCUGGUAUGCUGGAGGAUGUUACAGUCUUCGAUGGCAGUUGUACAAGGCAGGCUUGUAUGUCAAUAUCUGAUAUAGCAUUCUAUGUUGUUGAUGCUGACAUGUGGGGAUUUAGAGAUGCUUGUGCAGAACAUCAUUUACAAAAGGGACAUGGUGUGCCUGGUAGAGCAUUUGCUACACAUGCCCCAUGCUUUUCCUGUGAUAUUACACAGUUCAGCAAAACAGAAUACCCGCUUGUACAUUAUGCACGGAUGUUUGGUUUAGUUGGUUCUCUUGCUAUUUAUUUGGAAAGUGAACAUACUGGAAAAGACGGUUAUGUUAUAGAGUUCUUUUUGCCCUCUAACCUCAAGGACAUCAGGGAACAACAGUUUUUGUUGGAAUCUCUUUUAGCUACACUGAAGCAGUGUUGUCAUACCUUGAGGGUUGUUAUUGACUAUGAACUCAUAAUAGAAAAUAUCUUCCCUUCAGUUGAGCCAUCUGCAAGCCAUAAACAUGAUGAAGGUGCAAACACUAUAGGGAUUGGAGCUGAUUAUCAAGUGCCUCUAGAAUCCCCUGAAACUGAGGUAUGUCCUGUGGCUGGAGAUGUGUACACAGAGGGCAAAAGAUUAUCUCUCUCUGUUGAGCAUAGCUUUGAGGUCCUUGCUGAUGGUCUUUUGCAUGAAAACAGCAUAACAGAUACAGAUGUAGACCUUGCACAUGCUUCAGCACCAGAUAAUUCAUGUACCAAAGGAUUAUCUGGAAGCAAACGGGGGAAAGCAGAGAAGUCAAUUAGCUUAGAUGUUCUCCAGAAAUAUUUUGCUGGUAGCCUGAAAGAUGCUGCAAAAAGCCUUGGUGUUUGUCCUACAACCAUGAAGCGUAUCUGUAGGCAGUAUGGUAUCACCAGGUGGCCAUCCCGCAAAAUCAAGAAGGUGAACAGGUCCAUCUAUAAGCUACAACAAGUGAUUGAAUCUGUCCCAGUUGCACAAGGCACUUUCAAUCUGACCACUCUUACAUCUCCAUUACCGGUGGCAAUGGGAUCAUCUUCUUCCUUGCCCCCAAAUUUCACCGCUAUUGAACCUCAAAAGUUUAUGUGCACAAGUGCAAGAGAAUCCAUGCACGAAGCCAAUCCAGUGGAUGCAGUCAUUGCUGAAACUGGGGACCCAGAAAGGCAGAUGGCAAGUCAUGACUGUAGUCACUUGCAGCCAAAGUUGGAUGAGCACCAUCCUGGACUAAAAAGUAAGCUCGAGUCAGGUGAACAGAACAUACGGACUGUUGCUUCUCGCAGGUCAAGUCAGGGCACCCCACAAGAUGUUGAAGCAACUGAAUUGGUCGACUGGCCUUCUGCUGAUUAUGUCCUAGAGCAUGAGAGGGUCCAUCUGAAUGAGUCUACAGAAUUUGGUUCUUCAGCCCUUGGAGAACCAUGUCCUGCCACGAACGAAGAGCCCACCAGUUCUAUAAGAAAUGCAACCUGUACAGACGCUAUGGCAGUGAAGGCAAUGUAUAAGGAGGAUAUAGUAAGAUUCCGUCUGUCCUCAGUGUCAAGCUUGAUAGAACUGAAGGAAGAGGUGGCAAAACGUCUGAAAUUGGGAACGGACAUCUUUGAUGUCAAGUACCUGGAUGACGAUCAAGAGUGGAUAUUGCUUGCUUGUGAGGACGACUUUCAGGAAUGCAUCGACAUCGUAAAAUCAUGUGGCAAGCAUUUGAUCAGACUGCUGAUCAGUGAAAUGGUUCCUAACUUGGGUAGCUCUUGCGACAGCUCUGGAGGUUUGACUUGAUGGGACUUUGAGUUUCUUUCUAGCUUUACUGUUAGACGGGCAAACUAGAAAAUUGCAACGUGUACCAUUUGUCUCACGGCAUUACUUAUUCACUUAUGAUAUAAGGCCUGUUAGUAAGGGUCUGUUCGCUGUUGCGUAAAGCUUAGGAAGUCUUCUUAGUGCCGCAGUUUCUCAUUCUCACACUGCUUCUCCUGUAUCAUAUUUUUCUGUUGCACGACAAAUGUAGUCUUCUAAGAUUAUUUGUUGUACUAACUUUGGUGCUGCUCUACGUUUCUAUUUUAUAAUCCAAUCUCUGUAAUAUCGAAUACUGAUUACGGGAAAUGCAUCCUCGCUUUGUAA